AUGGGGCUCGGUAGGGGACCGCUUCAGCUGUUGAUACCGCUGCUGCUGCUGCUGACCAUUCUCCGGUGGGGGACAGGCCUAGAGCGCAUCAGCUACGUGCCUCGGCUCGCAGACUCCAGCAAGCUGGAGGGCAAGGUCACCCAGUCCACCUUCACACUGGAGCAGCCUCGGGGUCAGUUCGGCCACCGAGACAUCUCCGACUCUGAUGCCAUCUGGCUGGUGGUAGCCCGAAGUGAUGCCAUCCGCAACUUCACCGCUCCACAGUCGAUGGAAGGCUUGCCUGCCCCAGCUGACCUCCCAGGGAAGGGUUAUUACCUCACGCUGCGGGCCCACCGCGCCCUCUACUCCAACAGCCAGGCCCACAACCAGCUCCAGGUCCUCCGGGUGGGCAAUGACACCCACUGCGCCCCCAACAAAACGGGCUGCAACCACCCCCUGCCGGGCCCGGGCCCCUACCGGGUGAAGUUCCUGGUGAUGAACCAGAGGGGGCCAGUGGCAGAAACAGAGUGGUCUGAUGAGACACGGCUGCAGAGAGUGGAGGUCCUGCAGGGGACUUCGGGGGUGCAGAGUGCGGGCACUGUGGUCAUCAUCGCUUUCCUGUCGCUGCUCCUGGCGGUGUUCCUUGCCACCCUCCUGGUCCUGCUCGUCUACACCUGCUUCGACACCUGUGGAAGUACGCGCAUUGCAGGCCCCACGGUGACGGAGUAUGUGAGCCGAUACAGCGCGCACCAGACCGCCAGCCCUGCGCCCUGGGCCCCCGCGCCUGCCCUGCAGCCUCGGUUGUAG
Echinops telfairi (small Madagascar hedgehog) is the source of this 786-nucleotide messenger RNA. RefSeq names its product uroplakin 3B like 2 (gene UPK3BL2). The transcript is spliced from 6 exons. Lineage: Eukaryota; Metazoa; Chordata; Mammalia; Afrosoricida; Tenrecidae. The coding region runs from base 1 to 786 and encodes 261 amino acids. The record is from RefSeq and is a predicted model, not a curated record.